Molecule: messenger RNA, 752 nt
Organism: Manihot esculenta (cassava)
Lineage: Eukaryota; Viridiplantae; Streptophyta; Magnoliopsida; Malpighiales; Euphorbiaceae
Product: heavy metal-associated isoprenylated plant protein 39
Exons: 3
Coding region: 160-477 (105 amino acids)
Molecular function (GO): metal ion binding
Source: RefSeq, a predicted model, not a curated record
CCCUAUUUUGGCCACAAACUCCACGAAAACAGCCGCCACCACCUGCAGGCUGUACGUACGACUCACAUCCCUGCUUUUUAAAAAGGCCACAGAGCACUCCAAUAAACUCAUUCAUUUUUUUCUCACUUUCUUCAAAGUUCAUAGCAAUCGCCUCUUCCAAUGGCUCAGAAGGCGGUGUUGAAGAUCUUGACUAUGACCGAUGAUAAGACUAAGCAGAAGGCCAUAGAAGCUGCCGCCGAUAUCUUUGGGAUUGAUUCGAUUGCCGCGGAUCUGAAGGAACAAAAGCUAACAGUGAUAGGGCAGAUGGAUCCAGUUGCAGUGGUGAAGAAGUUGAAGAAAGUAGGGAAAGUGGACAUAAUUUCAGUUGGCCCUGCCAAAGAAGAAAAGAAAGAAGAGAAAAAAGAAGAGAAGAAAGAGGAAAAGAAAGAAGAAAAGAAGGAAGAGAAGAAAGAAGAGAAGAAAGAGGAAAAGAAGUAAAAAUCUUAUUCAUGAUUUUAAGAAAAUUUUCCCCAUCAUAGGGUCAGUUUCUUCAGUUUCACAUGGUUUUCAAGAAUCUAUGGUUAAUAUUAUUUCAGCAAAUAGUACAAAAGUGUUGAGUUAAGGUGAGCCUGGUUUCCUGCAUAUGUUCACAUGGUACUCUCAUGGGUUUUAGUCCAUUUUCACUUUUUGUUUUGUUUUUAAAUUAAACAUCAUAUUUCAGUUUAAAAUGUCAGCAAUUAAACUAAGAAAUGUAAUUGGUCAUUUUCACUUUU